AUGUCCUCUCCUUCUCCUGACAAAGACAAUGACAAUGACAAUAAGAAGAAGAGCCAGACAGUAAUGGGAGGUAUUAGCCGCUUGGACGAAAUCUGGAGACAGCACUUGGAUCAGUACCGCAAAGUGGAUGAUCUGGAGAAACGAGUGGACGAACACGCCAAACGAUUGCGUCGUCGGGUGGUCAAUCUGUUGGAAACCCAGCCGACGCAUCGGCUCUCCCAUUUGCGCCUCUUUGUGUCUCAUGAAGAACGAUCGGUAGCCAGUGAUGCCGUCGUGUCGAUCCACAACGAUGCUUCUGGUACAACGGGCGUGAGUCAAAAAUGGACCUUGACGGUGGAAGGGAAACUCUUGAUUGGCCAUUUGGAUCAUGCCAGUGCCGAGGCGUUUGACCAAGCCCUAAGGGAUAAAUUUCAAGAAAGUCAUGGGGUUUCCGCCACUCAUUCCAGUUUGGCACUGGCGACCAGUCAAAACGUCUCACAGACGUGUCCUACAGAGGAAGAAGAACCGGUCAAGGCGGCUAUAUUUACUCACUUUUUCGACAAGAUGGUAGUCCAAUUCCAAUCUCUCUUUCAGCCAGAAGAAGCGACAGUAUCCGAAGAAGUUUCCGAGGGACUUGUCACUCCGGCCAAACCAGCAGCGCCAGCAGCUAGCACUAACAACAAGAAAAAAUCCCGCAGUGCGGCCAAACGACAAAAGACAGCGACGCAACAACAACAACAGCAAGAAGCUGAUGACGUGGAACCGAGCAAUUUGACCUACUCGGAUCCCACCGAA
Messenger RNA from Seminavis robusta, 774 nucleotides. The record is from the annotation of a GenBank genome assembly. Lineage: Eukaryota; Bacillariophyta; Bacillariophyceae; Naviculales; Naviculaceae.